UGUACGAUCUAUAUAUAUAGAAAACAAAAUACAUUACAUGCUUUUGAAAAAAUCAUAUCAAACUAUUUGUAAAAUUUAUAUUAUACUAUAUCAUCUUUCAUUGAGUGCAUGGGUUUUAGUUUGAUAUUAUUCUCAUUAAUCUAGUGCUUUUCUUUCCAUUCUCCAGCUUCUGCAAAGUGCACCAGUGAUCUUCAAAUAGUGCUUCUAGGUGCAAAGGGAACUGGAAAGAGUGCAACUGGAAACAACAUCUUAAUGAAAAAUGUGUUUAAAGUAGGCAAUUCUUCUAAAUUAGUGACCAGUGAUUGUGAGAAAAUCACAGCUGAAAUCAAUGGCAGACAUGUUACUGUGAUUGACACUCCAGGACUGUUUAACAAUGAAAUUACAAAUGAGGAGAUCCACAAAAAAAUCAAAAACUACUUCUCAAAAUCACCAAAACCAGAUGCGUUUCUCUCAGUGACAUCAGUGGGACAUUUCAACAACGAUCAUCACAUAGAAGUGAUAAAGUUAAUUCAAGAUACUUUUGGUGAAAAUGCAAUGGAAAAUUCCAUGGUGCUUUUUACCUGUGUGGACCAAUUAGCGGGCAGGACCAUAGAACAGUACCUGUUAGAUAAAGAAUCUACGAUACAUAAAUGUGUUGAUAAGUAUGGUUAUGGAUAUCACCAGUUUAAUAAUACACAGACUGAAUACAGAUACCAGGUUUUGAAUCUACUGGACAAAAUAGAUAAACGGGUUGCAAAAUCUCAGAUGUGUAGUCAGAAACUGGAAAGAGAAAAAAAAGAGGACUUAGAAAAAAGGCAAGAGAGAAAAAAUGAUCCAAAACCAAAGGAACAAUUGGGAAUGGAUAAAGAGAAACCGUAUCAAAAGUUGAAAACGAGUACAAGAGAUGAUAGAUAUAAUGAAACUAUAACACCGUGCAAAGAAAAGAAAAGAAAAGAGACAAAGGAUGACAAUGGUAAACACAAGAGACAGAAACAAAACACUGACCUCAGUACAGAAACUGCCAAUAAAAAGUUACAGGAUAAUAAAAACAAAAACAAGGAAUAUACUGUGCACUAUUUUAAAAACAAAGAAGCAAGAGAAGAAAUAUUUAUAGAGAGAGGGAAAGAAAGCCUGAAUGUAAAUAAUGAGCAAGAGCCAACAAUGUAUAAGGUCUCAAACACAGGAGAACCUGAAUGCAAUGAACAAAAAGCAAAGAAAACACCUAUAUUACAUGACAAGAAAGAAGAGAUAAAGGGGAAUGAAACCAGUGAAGCGGAAAUGAAAAAAGAUGACGACAGAAUGACAUUACAGAGUUCCACUGGUGAAAUAGAAGAAAAUGACAAGAAAACACAGAAAGGAAAGAAGGAUCAAAAUAAAGAUACUGAAAGAGAACAUAAAAUAAGCAUGAAAGAACAAAAUGAGCAAGAACCAACAACAUGUGAGGUGUCAAAAACAGGAGAACCUGAAUGCUUCGGACAAAUAGCAAACAUCAAACCUAUAUUACAUGACAAGAAAGAAGAGAGAAAGGGGAAUGAAACCGAUGAAGCAGAAAUGAAAAAAGAUGACGACAGAAUGAAAAUACAGAGUUCCACUGGUGAAAUGGAAGAAAAUGCCAAGCUAACACAGGAAGGAAGAAAUGUUAAAAAUAACGAGAGAGAGAGCAAAGAACCUGUGAAACAACAAGAGUUUAAUAGAGAAAAAAGUGAGAGACUGGAAAAUGAAGAAAACUGGAAUGAAAAACUAAAGAAUGUUAACAAACAACUCAAAAUGAAUGAAGAACAAAAUGAAGACAGAAGCAACAGCAUUACGACCAUGACAACAUGCUAUCCUGAUGGAGAUUCUUCUGUACAGAGAGAGGAAAAUACACAGAAGUCCAAACAACAUGAAUCAGUGGAAAAUGAACAAAUCACAAACCUCUUUAAUAGACUGAAUCUCAAAAACAGCCAUUUAGAUAAACUGACAACAGCUGACAUUCUACAGCUUACCAAGUUUUCUCUGCACUGGCAGGAGCCACAAGAUGAGAGUGAACUGGUUUAUGCUUUCUUACGAAAACUGAUGAGGAUUAAUUACAUGACAAGAUACACAAGCAUUAAACACAAGGAAAAAUAUUACCAAAUUAACUGUACAAAUGAGGAAAAAGGACACAAGAUAGAUGAAACUAGCUACAAAUGUGAGAACCAAUCAGAGAUCAAUUUCAAAAUCCACCCAAUGGAUGUUCAGAUGGCUGUGUUUCAUUGUGCUGAUAGUUUCCUGAAGCAGCUGAUGGUAACUAAACUCUCACAAUGUCAGUAUGCUCUGCCCCUGCUUGUUCCUGAUCCAUUCACACAACAGCUUGAGUUUCCUCUCUGGACUUUUAGACAAAUCAACAAAAGCUGGAAUAUAAAAAAUAACAAUGAAAUUAUCACUAAAACCCAGCCAGUCUGCAAGGCAGCAACUCCAAUGGUGGCUUUCUUCAGAUUUGGUCUGGUGUCCUCAUCAAAGUCUGAGCUGAUGAACAAACUGAUCAAUGAGAAACACAACACAUUCUUUCACAGGAACUGCAAAGGCAGCAGCACAACUAGAGUACUGAUGGACGGAGUGGUGGAGAUUGCCUGGUACUGUCCCUCCGGGAAAGACACUGAUACAUUUACUGACUGUGUUGCAUUCUGCAAUCUGCACGGUGAUGCAGGAGACCAUGACAAACAACUGAAUAUCUUGGCUGAAAUGGCUUCUGUGAAUGUUGUUCUUUUGCCACAGCUUGACAGAAAUGACAGAAAUGACAAAAAUGCAAUGAAAAUCCAAAAGAUCUACAAGGACUCAAAAACAGUAAUUUGCCUCCUUGAUAAAAAUAAUUCAGCCCUCACUGAAAUGCGAAAAGGAAAAUAUAAAAUUGGCUUGAAAGACAGAAAUCAGUCAGAAGUAAUGGAGGAACUUGUAAGAGCUAUAAAUGAUGGCCUUUCACUUUCAUCUACUAGAUCAUGUAGUGUUUUCAGACUUGAAGAUGUGGCCAGAUUCUCAGAGAUUAGAGUAGAUGAGCAUGAUCAUGAUGACUGCAGAACAGGAAAAGAAAAAGCACAGCAGAUGAUGAGCUUACUGGAGAAGACAGAUCUAACGCAAAGCAAAGAAUUACUUUUGCCCUGUCAGGGAAAACUGUGGCAUCAGUGGUGUCAGAAGAACAAAGAGCUACAUCAACCUCAAGGUGAUGAAACAGAAAUAGACAUAAGCAGAAAAAAAACAGACCUCGAGAAAAUCCGUAAACAGCAACAUGCAUCAGAUACCAGUGAGUUCAUGACGUUGUUUCUGAAAGAAAUGAACACACUUAAUGCAGAUGGAAAGGUGUUUUUUCUUAAAUGGCUUGGAAUUCUCCUAGAUCAACGCACCUCAGAAGAUCUUUCUGCUCUGCGUUCCAAGUACAAUAUAAAGUGUUCAGAGAUCUUAAAACUAAAGAAGAACAAUGUUAAACCUGAACAGCUGGCAGCUGAGCAAACAGAACUGAAGAAAAUAUCUGAAGAUUUACAUUCUGCAAACUUUGGCUUGGUGCACAUCCUGCGAGAGAUUGGACAAAUCUAUGAAUCAUGUUCAUCUGUAAAGAACAACAAGGAUGGCCUGCAGUGUCACUUUUCUUCUCUCCCAAGUCUCGCAGCAGAGAUGAUGAUCUCUGGAUUUCCACUGGAGCUGAUGGAUGGAGAUGCUUCUCAUGUAUCUCUGAUAUGGGUUACUGCUGUUUUUGAUGAACUUGUCAAGAAACUGGGAGACCAGAGAGUCUUUGUGCUGUCAGUUUUGGGAAUUCAGAGCACUGGGAAGUCCACGUUGCUGAAUACCAUGUUUGGACUCCAAUUUGCAGUCAGUGCUGGCAGGUGCACCAGAGGAGCUUUCAUGCAGCUGGUCAAAGUCUCAGAUGAGAUGAAAACACAGCUUAAGUUUGACUAUAUUCUGGUUGUUGAUACUGAGGGUCUUUGUUCACUAGAACUGUCUGGAAGGAAACGAGAGAUCAUGACAAUGAACUGGCCACAUUUGUUGCAGAAUGUUUCAGACAUCACAGCUAAAGAGAAAAAUAUGGAAGGAAAAAGAAAGCUGCUAGAAGAACUGGAUGAGAUGACAGAACUUGCUGCAAAAGAUGACGUCUGUGAGGUUCAGUGCUUCAAAGAUGUCAUUAAAUUUGAUGCUCUGAAUGAUGUGAAGUAUUGUGCACAACUGUGGGAAGGGAACCCACCUAUGGCACCUCCAAACCCAAACUACAAUCAACGCACCUCAGAAGAUCUUUCUGCUCUGCGUUCCAAGUACAAUAUAAAGUGUUCAGAGAUCUUAAAACUAAAGAAGAACAAAGGUAAACCUGAACAGCUGGCAGCUGAGCAAACAGAACUGAAGAAAAUAUCUGAAGAUUUACAUUCUGCAAACUUUGGCUUGGUGCACAUCCUGCGAGAGAUUGGACAAAUCUAUGAAUCAUGUUCAUCUGUAAAGAACAACAAGGAUGGCCUGCAGUGUCACUUUUCUUCUCUCCCAAGUCUCGCAGCAGAGAUGAUGAUCUCUGGAUUUCCACUGGAGCUGAUGGAUGGAGAUGCUUCUCAUGUAUCUCUGAUAUGGGUUACUGCUGUUUUUGAUGAACUUGUCAAGAAACUGGGAGACCAGAGAGUCUUUGUGCUGUCAGUUUUGGGAAUUCAGAGCACUGGGAAGUCCACGUUGCUGAAUACCAUGUUUGGACUCCAAUUUGCAGUCAGUGCUGGCAGGUGCACCAGAGGAGCUUUCAUGCAGCUGGUCAAAGUCUCAGAUGAGAUGAAAACACAGCUUAAGUUUGACUAUAUUCUGGUUGUUGAUACUGAAGGUCUUUGUUCACUAGAACUGUCUGGAAGGGAAACGAGAGAUCAUGACAAUGAACUGGCCACAUUUGUUGCAGGUCUUGGAAAUCUGACAUUGAUCAAUGUUUUUGGAGAAAGCUUAGCUGAGAUGCAAAACAUUCUUCAAAUUGUUGUUCACGCCUUCUUGAGGAUGAAGCAGGUUAAACUAAAUCCAAGCUGCAUAUUUGUGCAUCAGAAUGUUUCAGACAUCACAGCUAAAGAGAAAAAUAUGGAAGGAAAAAGAAAGCUGCUAGAAGAACUGGAUGAGAUGACAGAACUUGCUGCAAAAGAUGACGUCUGUGAGGUUCAGUGCUUCAAAGAUGUCAUUAAAUUUGAUGCUCUGAAUGAUGUGAAGUAUUGUGCACAACUGUGGGAAGGGAACCCACCUAUGGCACCUCCAAACCCAAACUACAGUGAAAAUGUUAACGACCUAAAGGAAACAAUAUUUUUUCAUGCCUCACAAUCUGAUGGUAUUAUGUUGACACAACUAAAACAACAUAUGCAAGAUCUCUGUGAGGCAUUGCUUAAUGAACGUUUUGUAUUCAGUUUCAAAAACUCCCUGGAAGUUGCAAAUUACAGGAAACUAGAAACUGAAUACAGCCAGUGGUCUUGGAAUCUUAAGAAUUCUAUGAUGGAAAUUGAAAACAAACUACUUAUCAAAAUAGAAAAUGGCUUAAUUAAUACAAUUAAGGACAAUGAUUUUGAAGACCGAUUCAAAGAGAUGAGUGAAGUAAAUAAACAUAUGUCAGAAUUCUUUAAGAAGCACAAAAAUGCUUCUAUGCUGUUUCAGUGGAAAGCUUUUGAGAUAAAAAUAAAAGAACUUCAAGAAAGCAUUGUGAGCGAAUCAAAGAGGAAACUGAAUGAGGUUCUUAAACAGCGAGACAUAAAUAAAAAGAUCAAUGAUCAGAGAACACAUUACGAAAACAUUAUCUAUGAAAACAGCAAACAACUUGCUUUAACACUCAAAGACACAUUAAAGGAUACAAAAAUUCUGGAAGAAAAGUUUGAUUCCUCUUGGAAAAUGUGGGUAAAUGACAUCAGGAAAGACACUCCUGCAUUGGCCGACUCGGAUCCUGUUCUUUUUUUUGAAAGCAAGAAAGAAGUACACUACAAUAUUUUCCAGAAAUGCUGUGAAGGAGCAACAUCAUGUGCCAUUUUUGGACAGUUCAUCUGUAAUAAACUAAAAGAAACCAUUCAACAGAGUGUCUACAAAAAGACUGCCAGAGACCUGGCAAAUGAAAUGAGAUCAAACUGUGAAUCACUGAAUGGGAACCGAUCUAAACUAGAGAAACACAUCCUGAAGGUACUGGCAGAAGAGGAGAAGUUUGACAUGUAUGUGUCAUACAUUCAUAAUCCCAGAGACCUUGUUGAGAGUUUCAUCAGAGAUGAAGUCAGUAAGUACAUCAGUGAAAAGUUCAGUGUUAGUGUUCUGCAAAAGAUAAAAGAGGGCAUUAAACUGCACCAGCAGAAGAUCAUAGAAGCAGCACAUGAAGCAUCUAAACUGGUUAAAGUAAAGAACGAUGUUGAUUCAUGGUUAAAUCAUUUUACAAACCAGCUGUCAGAUGUGCUGAUGCUCUCUGAAAAGAUCUUCACCGGAGUGAGUCAUAAUGAUGUUGACAUCAAUCUCUUAGUAGAUGUGAUCCGAAGAGAACUCCCUUCUGUAAAAUUUGACACAAGCAGAACAGAGGUAGUUAAUUUUCUAGGUAAGCUAGACUAUAAGGACAGGCCAGAUGAGAUUCUGAUUGAUCACCUUUGUCAGUGCUGUUGGGUUACGUGCCCUUUCUGUAAAGCCAUCUGCACCAACACCAUAGAAAAUCACGGAGGAGAUCACAGCGUUCCGUUCCAUCGUAACGUAGGGCUGAAUGGGUGGUAUUUCAGAGGAACAAAUAACUUGAGCGUUGACAUCUGCACAUCAAAAGUAGCAAGCAAUCACUCUUUUUUCCCAAAUGCCUCAGAUAACAUACAAAUACCAUGGAGAGAAUACAGAAAAGGAGGUCCCAAAUAUGCUAACUGGAGCAUUACACCUGACCUUUCUGAGCUGCCAUACUGGAAGUGGGUUGUCUGCAGAUUCCAAAAAGAUCUGGAAAAUAAGUACAAUAAAAGAUUUCUGGAGUCUGGGAAGAUUCCAGGUGAAUGGAGGAAGUACACAAAACAGGAAGCUAUUGAGAGUUUAAAUAAACACUAUUAA
This is a messenger RNA of Onychostoma macrolepis, 6981 nucleotides long. Its product is annotated as interferon-induced very large GTPase 1-like. The coding region runs from base 253 to 6981 and encodes 2242 amino acids. The record is from RefSeq and is a predicted model, not a curated record. The transcript is spliced from 4 exons. Gene Ontology annotation, molecular function: GTP binding. Lineage: Eukaryota; Metazoa; Chordata; Actinopteri; Cypriniformes; Cyprinidae.